AACGCAACUCCAAGCUCCCAAUCUCCCCCAAACGCUUUUUUAUCCAUUUUUCCUAAUCCUUAGUCUGCUUUUUCUCUUAAUCCAAACACUCAAACAGAAAAGAAAAGAAAAUAAAGGAAAAUUACGUGUGGUGCUUUUUUCGAAUUCCACCGCCGCGUCCUAUUUCUCUAUCCAUAGUCUGGACAAGAAUUUUUCCCGAGAAACAAACAAAACUGCCCUAUUGGAAGUCUCCACUUGUGUUCUGCGAAAAAUAGAUGUUCAGAAAAAAUUCUCUCCAAUCGACCUAUAACGCAGUUGGAUAGAGUUUCCCAGUUUUAUCCAUUUGCCUCGGUUACAACAAAACAUUUAAUUUAUUUUAUUUUAUUUGUAUCUAGAAAUAAUUUCCUGAUUAGGAGAAAGGUUUUCCUCCUGAUAUUCAAUAUUCUUGGUGAAAAGGAACCAAACAAAAUGAUGAGAAGGCAACAAGAUCAGCAGUCGAGGGUUUUGUAUGAGCUUUCAACCUUAGUUCUCAACAUCCUUCGAUCUCCUCCAUCGCCGAUUCCGUUUCCCGAUCAGUCACCGGAGAUGCCUUCGGCACGGAGGUCGUCGUCGUCCGCGGCGUCGCAGAUCACGCCGGCGGGAUUCGCUUCGCUACUAUUGGGGAUUUCUCUGGCUCUGAUGCUUUGUGGAUCGGUAACUUUCUUUAUCGGAUUCAUAUUGAUGCCUUGGGUUCUUGGAUUGGUGAUGGUGUUCUACGUGGCUGGGAUUGUUUCGACCCUCUCCAUGUUGGGUCGCUCCAUUUUUUGUUACGCCACGGGACCUCCUCAGCCCCGGAAGGACAUUCCUGCAUGGAAAGUAUUGUGAAGAGGAUGAGGCGAGUCAGAGGGGGAGUUAAAUGCUUCGUUAAAGACAGAGCAGCACACAAUGUUGUUGUCAUUGAUUGAUUGGCUGUUGCUGCAUCUAGAUUCUGAUGCGAAGUGAAGUUUAUAGAAUCUUCUUUAAGAACUGUGGAUAACCAGUCUUCAAAUCAAAUUUUACUGAACUAUGUGGAUACGGCUUCUUUUGUCAAGUUCAAAUAGCAAAUCAAUGGAAGUUUUUUAUUUACUACCACUGCCCAAUAUGAGAAGAUGGGAUAUGGUCUUUUUCUUCUCAUACUUACUAAUUAUCUCUCAAGUUUUUUUAUAUUAUUAUUAUUACUGUACUUUGAAUCUGUAAAUUUACAUUAUUAUAGGCACUAUUGUUUCUGAAUGAGGUCAAAAAGUGGAAUCAUCUGCAUCUCGAAAUAGUAACCCUUAAAAUGUUAUAUUAGUCAUGUUACCUUGUUCUGUUCUGAAUAUUUAUGUGUCUGUGUGUGUAUGUGGGGCGUGAGAUGGGAGUGGCAGACAAAGCUCCUUCAACCUGGUCUGCAGUUCCAAUCAAUGUCAACUGGGUCAGAUUUAGAUUGAGAUAAAGAUGAAGGAAAAAGCAAUUGCUACUAUGUAGUCACUUCCUGUAUUUCAACUGUUAUUGCUUUAACUUGUUGCAUAGCUCGAUGAGAUGGACAUGGCUUGAUGCAUAGUUGAAAGGUCAACUUACUUAUUAAACCACAUCAACUUCUUGUUUUUCAUGACACAAUUUUCACGCGCGAAUCCUUAUAAACUUCUUCCUUAUCAUUUAGUUA
This is a messenger RNA of Humulus lupulus (European hop), 1639 nucleotides long. RefSeq lists its product as uncharacterized. NCBI's taxonomy places the organism in Eukaryota, Viridiplantae, Streptophyta, Magnoliopsida, Rosales, Cannabaceae. The record is from RefSeq and is a predicted model, not a curated record. The coding region runs from base 448 to 843 and encodes 131 amino acids. The transcript is spliced from 2 exons.